This is a messenger RNA of Perkinsus marinus ATCC 50983, 1368 nucleotides long. RefSeq lists its product as hypothetical. Bases 1 to 1368 code for a protein of 455 amino acids. The transcript is spliced from 13 exons. The record is from RefSeq and is a predicted model, not a curated record. Lineage: Eukaryota; Perkinsozoa; Perkinsida; Perkinsidae.
AUGACGGCACUACCAUCUCCUUCUGACUCUCCCAUGAGCAUUCAUAACGAUGAGGAUAUAACUGGUAUCGAAAGAGGCGACGCUGUAAGACUUGUUGACCUACGCGACUAUCCUGGGCUAGACGGCCAAACUGGUAGGAUAGUCAGAUUCGACCAAUUAUCACAGAGGUAUGAUGUGAGACUGGAUGAAACCAACGUGACGAAGCGAGUCAGAGGGCCCAACCUACGACGUCUUCUCACAGGCUGCGUCGUCGAACUGCAAGGCCUCAUCGCCGCCUAUAAACUCAAUGGUAGUAUCGGUGAAUGUAAGGACUUCGACAAGCAGCUACAGCGUUACGUUGUUCUCUUAGAUGGUGAUGUCACGAAGAAAGUUAAACCCGAGAAUGUAAAGGUGCUAACAAGCUAUCGCAACAGCCAAAUCGUCCCGACUCUACAGCAAAUACGGAGCAUAAGAGACAAUCGGGUCUCCGUUUCGUUGUCGUAUCUCGAGCAGUGGCAGUUGUGUCCGAUGCCAUGUGUGCUGUCGAGCAAACAUCUCACUAAUUGGGAGGAUAUAAAAGGAGAUCGGAGAGACAGGGAUGAAUACUUAGCCAAGAAGCUGUGUUCGGCCUCGUCUCUUCCGAAGGACUUUGUAGACUCCAACGUCUUCUACGUAUCUUAUCCUCGGACACAGCUCAAUCCGGAUCCCCUUUUUAUGCCUGAUAAUCAAGCUGAAGUCAGUCACACAUCUGAUGAUGGGUCGGCCAGUGUGGAUCCCUUCGACGAGGAUGCCCCGCUGUUGCUCGAAGAUCGAUCAUCUCAUAAGAGGAAGCGAUCCCCCGAUCGGAAAGUAGAUAGUGAUAAAAGAUCACGGACUGACGGUAGUGACAGAGGUUCGCGGGAUGAUGACCGUCACGGCACGUCGGACCGGCGGCGCUCAGCCGAGUAUGAUAGAGACACCCGACCGCUUUCGGCGGCUAUCCCAAUGUUGGCCUCCUUAGGUCGCUGGUGUGGAAAAUCUAAAGAUGUAUCUCACGAUCUGCGUCGGCGAACGUACUUCAUGCUGCCUGGACACUUGACGAAGUUCCAGUCAAUGAAGGGACCGAGAGACGCCGGUGCCAACGGACGCGUUGAAGUGCUCGCGGCCCAUGCCAUCAACAAGACGGUGUAUGUGCUCGACUCGAAGAAGGGGUUGAGAAAGUUGCCGAACAAGAGCUCUAAUGGUCUCCUAUCCGAUCGGAUUCGCCGUAUUGUUAUGCAUAAGCCGAUUGAUGGUCUAGUUGACGAGACUGAUGGGAGUGGCGAUAAAAUUCGGGAAUUUACGGAGGUCUUGGAUCCCAAUGGUGAUAUCAAGUGGGGGAAAAAGGCCCAUAAAGGGUACUCGAUAUGA